AAAAACUAUCAAAACUCAAACUCAAAACUUGCAGAAAAAACUAUAAAUCCUUCAAAAACAAAUUUUCGAAAAAUUAAAGUAGAAAUUAGUGGAGAGAAAAUAUGAGUAGAGGAUUAUUGGAGGUUGUUGUGGUAGCAGCUAGUGGUCUUCCCAACGUUGAUUUUCUUACAGAUAAAAUAGAUCCCUAUGUCGUGGUUCAAUACAAAGGCCAAGAGCGAAAGACCAGUAUUGCAAGAGGACAAGGUGGUAAUCCAGAAUGGCACCAGAAAUUGACAUUCAGGGCAGAGUACCCAGGUUCAGGCAGUGACUACCACAUCAAUCUCAAGCUAAUGGACCAUGAUACCUUCUCUUCUGAUGAUUUCAUUGGUCAAACUAUGAUUAAUGUGGAGGAUCUACUGGGUUUAGGAGUGGAGAAUGGUUCAUAUGAGAUGAAUCCUACAAAGUUCAGAGUGAUUGGAAAUGAUAAAAGUUAUCAUGGUGAGAUCAAAGUUGGUGUCAAAUUCACCAAGACAUCGGAUUACAAUGGUGACGAAGAGGAGUUUGGAGGAUGGAAGAAUAGCUAUGGUGACGAAUCUGAUGAUUAGCUUCCUUAAUCAUCAGUCAUUAAUGAUCAAUCAAUUGUAAAUAUUUUUAGUUUGAGUGCAUUAGAAUAAUCUAAUUGUAAUUUAGUUCCAAAAUUAAGAAUCUAUUCAAUUUAUGUCUUAAUUAAGCUUGAAUUCUUCA
This is a messenger RNA of Spinacia oleracea (spinach), 723 nucleotides long. Its product is annotated as 16 kDa phloem protein 1. The record is from RefSeq and is a predicted model, not a curated record. NCBI's taxonomy places the organism in Eukaryota, Viridiplantae, Streptophyta, Magnoliopsida, Caryophyllales, Amaranthaceae. Bases 102 to 584 code for a protein of 160 amino acids. The transcript has 5 exons.